Messenger RNA from Cannabis sativa, 2446 nucleotides. RefSeq lists its product as uncharacterized. The transcript has 14 exons. Gene Ontology annotation, biological process: intracellular signal transduction; peptidyl-serine phosphorylation. Gene Ontology annotation, molecular function: protein serine/threonine kinase activity; ATP binding. NCBI's taxonomy places the organism in Eukaryota, Viridiplantae, Streptophyta, Magnoliopsida, Rosales, Cannabaceae. The coding region runs from base 332 to 1987 and encodes 551 amino acids. The record is from RefSeq and is a predicted model, not a curated record.
UAAAUUUAAUUAAAUAAAAUUUAAAAAAAAAAAAACCAAAGGGAAAGCAAUGAAUGAAAUGGGUGGUAUCAUCAGAAUGAUGAAGAAACCAAGGGCUUCCCUUCUCUUCUCUCUACUAUAAGCUCUUCACUCUAACCCUAAAUUUUCCAUUUUUGCUUUUAGGGUUAUCUUUUGUUGCUUCUACUGCUGUUUUUCUUCAUCAGAAUUGUCAUCUGCAAAAUGUUAUAGAUUUCGUUUUGAGCUGCAGUCCCUUCAAUUUUCGGGGAAUCGAAAUGUAUGUGUAGAAGUGUUGAUUCACAAGGGCGUAUAGUGUUAUAAGUUGAAUUCAAUAAUGGACACUGUGAGGGCUUGGGUCAAUAAGUUGAAAUCAAAGGAAAAGGUGAGGUCAUCGAAAAGCAAGGAAACUACAACAACAAGCAAUGUGAAAGAGGGAUUGAAAGCACCUGCAAGUGAAGAAGUACCUUCAACUGUAACGAAACAGAAGGUCGCAGCUGCAAAGCAGUAUAUAGAAAAUCAUUACAAGAAGCAGAUGAAAAGCUUGCAGGAGAGGAGAGAACGACGUAAUGUACUUGAAAAGAAGUUGGCCGAUGCUGAAGUCUCCGAGGAAGAGCAGAGCAACUUACUCAAGUAUUUGGAGAAGAAGGAAACGGAAUACAUGCGUCUUCAAAGGCAUAAAAUGGGUGCUGAUGAUUUUGAGCCAUUAACAAUGAUUGGGAAGGGUGCAUUUGGAGAGGUUAGAGUGUGUAGAGAAAAAGCAACAGGUCAUGUAUAUGCAAUGAAGAAGCUAAAGAAGUCAGAGAUGCUUCGCAGAGGCCAAGUUGAACAUGUGAAAGCUGAAAGGAAUCUACUUGCAGAGGUUGACAGUAAUUGCAUUGUCAAACUAUAUUGUUCCUUUCAAGACGAGGAAUAUUUAUAUCUCAUCAUGGAAUAUCUUCCUGGUGGAGAUAUGAUGACUUUACUGAUGCGGAAGGACACUUUGACUGAAGAUGAGGCUAGGUUUUAUGUCGGAGAAACAGUGCUUGCUAUUGAAUCGAUUCAUAAACAUAAUUAUAUUCAUAGAGAUAUCAAACCUGACAACUUGCUGCUCGACAAAGAUGGUCACAUGAAAUUAUCAGAUUUCGGAUUGUGUAAACCACUGGACUGUAGUAAUCUCCAAGAAAAAGAUUUUUCUGUUGGAAACAACCUUAGCGGGGCUCUUCAGAGUGAUGGACGGCCUGUUGCACCAAAACGCACCCAACAGGAGCAAUUGCAGCACUGGCAGAGAAAUAGAAGAAUGCUUGCUUAUUCUACUGUUGGAACACCUGACUAUAUUGCCCCCGAGGUUCUGCUGAAGAAAGGAUAUGGGAUGGAAUGUGAUUGGUGGUCACUUGGUGCCAUCAUGUACGAAAUGCUUGUGGGAUAUCCACCCUUUUACUCGGAUGAACCUAUGUCAACCUGCAGGAAGAUAGUAAAUUGGAGAACCCAUUUGAAAUUUCCAGAAGAAGCAAGGCUUUCUCCGGAGGCAAAGGACCUGAUUAGUAAACUCUUAUGUAAUGUUGAUCAGAGGCUUGGAACCAAAGGGGCGGAUGAAAUUAAGGCUCAUCCAUGGUUCAAUGGUAUUGAGUGGGACAAGUUGUAUCAAAUGAAAGCUGCAUUUAUUCCUGAGGUCAAUGAUGAAUUGGAUACUCAGAACUUUGAGAAGUUUGAUGAGGGUGAGAACGAAAUUCAAAGCUCAUCAAAAGCAGGCCCGUGGAGAAAGAUGCUGUCAUCUAAGGACAUCAACUUUGUGGGAUACACAUAUAAAAACUUCGAAAUUGUAAACGAUCAUCAAUUACCUGGGAUAGCUGAGUUGAAAAAGAAGAGCACAAAAAGUAAAAGGCCUUCCAUCAAAACCCUUUUUGAUGAUGAGUCUGCUGUAGCUACUAACCAGCAACCUGUACAAGGGAGCUUUUUGAAACUUCUCCCACCCCAACUGGAACUUCCAGAGAAGCAGAGUGAAUCCAAGUGAGGCUCGAUCGAACUAAUUUUCCAAUUUGUUUUUCUUCAUAACAUCAGAUUGCGGCCAGCAGCAUCCGAAGAUGAUAUGAUAUUUAACUAAUGAUAGAGAUGAACAGACUUUUUAUGGGGCAAAUGCCCUGGGAGAGAGUGGUUUGGGGGAAUACUAUAUAGCACUUGGUCAGAUACCUUAUUUGCAUUUUUCUUCCAAGUAUAUAUUCUUUGAAAUUGUUGUGUAUUCUUUUUUCUUUGUUUUCUGUUUUCCACUUCACCAAGCUGCAAAAAAAAAAUCUGUGUACAAUAUAGCUGCAAAUUGUUCUUGUAUCUAUCUCCUUAAAUGUAGUUAUGAGAAGUCAAAAGGGUUUGUGAUUGUUAUUAAGUUUUCCAUUUCUCAUUGGAAAAGAAAAGUAGUAUGAAUUUGAUUAUGUUAGACUCAGUUCGAAUGUUAUAAUGAAGCAUUUUCUUUUAUAUA